AGUGCUGGGAUUAAAGGUGUGCGCCACCGCCACCUGGCGGUUUCUUUCAACAGAUGUCUAAUUCCUUGGCUAAGUCUCUAAUCUUUUGGGUGUUGGGAUAUAAUAGUCAACAAAGGAUAAAUAAAUAUUUAUUGUAAUGAUGUUUGUGAUGAUAAUAUUUAUAGCAAACAUGUCCCGUGUCAGGUAUUUCCUUGAAUCCCUUCUGUUUACAUAUCUUGUAUUUAUUGUGUUAAAAUUAGGCCAGUCUCUAUAUUUUUGUUUGAAUUCAGGUCAGGUACAAUUUAUAGCAUUUGGCUUAUUCACAGGUACUUCAGGAGCGUCUUUGUUGUCCAGUUGUCCCCAGAAGUAAAUGUUCUUCCAGACGCCUCUCCUGUACUGUUCAAUUGGUGCUUACAUUGACACUUCCUGAAACAGACACAGAGCAAAGAAAGGCACCACACACAGGCUUUGAGGAGAACAGUGUUAGCAUUUCUCUUGGACCCUCUCUGUUAUAUAGAUGAACAUCUUGUUUGUAGCUCUGUGGGUUCAUGUGCUGAUGAUGGAACUAGAGAUUGAAGUAGCAGAUUAUUCUUGUGUAUAUGUAGUCAUCAUUUAGUUUAGCUUUUCCUCCUCCCCCGCCCCCUCUUAUUUCCUUGUUUUUUUGAGACAGUUUUUCUCUGUGCAGCCCUGGCUGUCCUGGAAGUGAACCUGUAGACCUGGCUGUCUUCUGCUGGAAUUAAAGGCAUGUACUACCCAGGACCUAAAAAGCUCUGCUGCCUAACUGUAUCAUUACCGUACCGUUAGUUUUGUCUUUUAGUUGUGAAGUUACAUGAACAAUGAUAGAGAGGAGGUGAGAAGUUUGCACUCAUUUAGCUUCUGGUUUUUAGUGCUAGAUGAAAAAGUUGGCUUUACUGAUAAAGUAGAAAAACUGACUAAAAUACAUGUUUUCUUUUUCAGGUCUUACUGUGUAGCUCUGGCUAACCUCGAACUGGCUUUGGAGGCCUUGAGCUCACAGAGAUCUGCCUGCCUGAGUGCAAGGAUCAUAGUAGCAGUCGUCUUGGUGAGACUUCAUGGCUGUAGCUUCUGCCAUUCCGAGGAGUCAGAGGCUCACAGCAAACUCCUUUAUCCUCUGGCUCUUACAUUCUUUUCACUGCCUCCUCUGCAACAUUCCCUGAGCCUUACGUAUGGGAGUUGUUCUCACCUGUUGGGCCUGUGGUCUGCUGUGCAAAGAGAAGAUCCCUGGAUGAGGGGAUCAUCUGUAGAACCUCGCCAAAGGAAAAAGCAGAGAACUCCAGGAAGUCAGGAAGCCAAAGCAGAGAAGAUCCGCAGAACCCCAGCUCCUGAAAGAGCUCCAAAAUAUGUAGCAUUUCAGCGUUUUGCAAAGAUUGUCAUUGGCUGCCUCGCAGCUAUUAUUAGUGGUAUGAUGCAUGUUUUCUACUUGUCGGCUUACCAUGAACGGAAGUUCUGGUUUUCCAACAGGCAGGAACUUGAGCGAGAAAUCACUUUUCAGGGUGACAGUGCCAUUUACUACUCCUAUUAUAAAGACAUGCUGAAGGCUCCUUCAUUUGAAAGAGGUGUUUAUGAACUGACACACAAUAACAAAACCAUCUCCCUGAAGACUAUCAACGCCAUGCAACAGAUGUCUUUGUACCCAGAACUUAUUGCCAGUGUGCUCUAUCAAGCAACUGGUAGCAAUGAAGUGAUUGAACCAGUGUAUUUCUACAUUGGCAUUGUGUUUGGAUUACAAGGAAUAUAUGUUACAGCCUUAUUUGUUACAAGUUGGCUUAUGAGUGGCACGUGGCUAGCAGGGAUGCUUACGGUUGCAUGGUUCCUAAUUAACAGGGUGGACACAACAAGAAUCGAGUACUCCAUUCCUUUAAGAGAAAACUGGGCUCUACCAUAUUUUGCAUGCCAAGUUGCUGCACUUACAGGCUAUUUAAAAAGAAAUUUAAAUACUUAUGCAGAGAGGUUUUGCUACUUGUUGCUGAGUACCUCAACGUACACUUUCAUGAUGGUGUGGGAGUACAGCCACUACGUCUUGUUUCUUCAGGCAGUGUCCCUGCUGCUACUAGAUAUCUUCUCAUUGGAACAAAGUGACAAGGUUUAUGAAGUAUAUAAAAUCUACAUAUUUUCUCUCUUCCUUGGGUAUUUACUACAGUUUGAGAAUCCAGCUUUAUUGGUGUCUCCUUUAUUAAGUUUAGUAGGAGCGUUUAUGCUUGUUAAGUGCCUUCAGCUGAAUGGGAAAAAAGGAACGUUUGUGGCUAAAGUAAUCAAAGUGUUUGAGUUUUACUUGUUAUGUACUCUGCCAGUGACCUUGAAUCUUAUAGUGAAGAUGUUUGUCCCACACAAAGAAAAUGAGCAUGUGCUGAAAUUUCUUGAAGUAAAAUUUGGACUAAAUAUGACUAAGAAUUUUACAUUGAACUGGCUCCUUUGUCAAGAAUCUCUCCAGGCACCGUCCCAGGAUUUUUUUUUCCGAUUGACACAAUCUUCCCUAUUACCAUUCUAUGUUUUAGUGCUAAUUAUUUGUCUUCUUUCUAUGACACAAGCUUUUUUUAGGAGGAUGAGUGGUAAGUCCAAGAAAGAAACUGUAACUCUUGAAGAUGGAAGAAUUGGAGAAAGGCCAGAAAUAAUUUAUCAUGUAAUUCACACUCUUUUGCUGGGCUCUCUUGCAAUGCUUAUGGAAGGCUUGAAAUUCAUUUGGACUCCUUACGUGUGCAUGUUGGCAGCGUUUGGUGUAUGUUCCCCUGAACUCUGGAUGACACUUUUAAAGUGGCUUCGAUUAAGAACUGUACACCCAAUGUUGUUGGCUCUUAUUCUGAGCAUGGCGGUGCCCACUAUUAUAGGUCUUAGUUUAUGGAAAGAGUUUUUUCCACGAUUAAUUACAGAAUUAACAGAACUACAGGAAUUCUAUGAUCCAGAUACAGUGGAACUUAUGACCUGGAUAAAGAGGCAAGCUCCAGUUGCAGCUGUGUUCGCAGGAAGCCCACAAUUGAUGGGUGUGAUUAAGCUGUGUACUGGGUGGACAGUGACAAGCCUACCACUUUAUAGCGAUGAUGACCUUCUCAAGAGAAAUGAAAACAUUUACCAAAUCUAUUCAAAGAGAUCUGCUGAGGAUAUUUAUAAAAUACUGACAUCUUAUAAAGCUAACUACCUAAUUGUAGAAGAUGCCAUCUGCAAUGAGAUGGGAACCACGAGAGGCUGUAGGGUUAAAGAUUUAUUAGAUAUUGCAAAUGGACAUGUGGUUUUCGAAGAAGGUGACAAAUUAACCUAUUCAAAAUAUGGACGAUUUUGUCAUGAGGUCAAAAUUAACUACUCUCCAUAUGUGAAUUACUUCACUAGAGUAUACUGGAACAGAUCCUACUUUGUAUAUAAAGUCAACACUGUGAUUUCCUUCCAGUCUUGAAAAACAAGAGAGGCUUCAUUUCAAAGACAUGUUGCUUGAAGUAAAGUGCAGUUUUCUUGGGCCUGCGCAGUUUCUUACAGAUAGUGUGGGCAUCUGAAACACUGCUAUUCCUCCCUACGCCUGCUGAUUCCUGGGUUUAGGGUGUCCUUGGAAGUAGAUGAUGAGAUGUUGAUGUCUUCUAGUAAAAUGUCUAGUCCACCA
This is a messenger RNA of Mastomys coucha (southern multimammate mouse), 3583 nucleotides long. It is a transcript of the gene Dpy19l4, whose product is annotated as dpy-19 like 4. Gene Ontology annotation, cellular component: nuclear inner membrane. Bases 809 to 3382 code for a protein of 857 amino acids. Gene Ontology annotation, molecular function: mannosyltransferase activity. The record is from RefSeq and is a predicted model, not a curated record. NCBI's taxonomy places the organism in Eukaryota, Metazoa, Chordata, Mammalia, Rodentia, Muridae. The transcript has 20 exons.